AUGUUGCAACGUGUUGAUUUUACUGAAACUGAUCCAGCCUGUAAUUUAAUGAUACCAAUUUACAAUCAAAAUAUUAUUUCACCACUGAAACAAACCAUUUUUAAAAUACGAAUUUUUGAUAGUAAUGAUCGUGAAACAUUCGAAUAUGAUGCGGAAAAUAGGAAAAUUUUACAAGUACGGGUGGAAGGUGGUCCAUUUGAACGAGCGCAAAUACAGGCUCGUUCAAUUAUCAAUCCAACAGUUCAAACAGGACGAUUCGUUUCACCGAUACCGAACUAUUUCAAACUUGUCAAUUGUAGCGGUAAUUAUGGAAGUGCUAUAAUUAACGAUGGUAUUGUAUCCAGACGACAUGCCAGUCUUAGGUGGCAACCACCGAAUGUUCCAUCAGGCGCAAUUAUCUUCUUAGCAAGUGUUAUACACUCUAAACAGUUGUAUCAUAUCCGGUCCUCUUUUCUUUCGCCAGUUUCUAAUUCUACUCGAUUAACAAAACAAGGUUGUGGUACUUUAUAUGGAUGUUUUAAAAUUGGUAAUCAUCAGUGCUUAUUUGGUGAAACAUGUUAUUUUUCACUAAAAUGGCGUUGUUAUAAGAAAUCGAUGAUUGUUGAAGCAACACAUUAUGGUCAUAUCGCUUCAUUUGGUUUAACUGAAAGCGAAAAACGUGCUGUAUUGUGUAUUUCAACAAAUAAUAAUUCCACAAUAAAUGAUUACUAUAUCACCGGUGAUUGGGGUCUACCAAAUAUUUUCGAUCGACCGCGUAGCAAACGAUUGAAAACAAUAAAUGAUGGUUUACGUACCUUUUGCCGUUUUGAAAUGGAACGACCAAGAAGGAAUACAUCGGUACUAUUAUUUGGAAAGGUUAAUUCAUACGGUCAUCCAUAUAAGUUACGUAAAUGGAGAAUACCUGGAUUAAAUAUGUGUGAUCCGAAUUCAAUUUCAUCCGGUGUAACCAGGUUAUCAUCAUCUAUUUACAUAUCAUCAUCAUCCAAUAUUCUAAGUGCCAAUAGUUACUGUUAUGUAUUUCGUAUUUUACUAAUCAUUUUGUUAUGUUUUAAUUAUUUAUGA
This is a messenger RNA of Cercopithifilaria johnstoni, 1062 nucleotides long. The record is from the annotation of a GenBank genome assembly. NCBI's taxonomy places the organism in Eukaryota, Metazoa, Nematoda, Chromadorea, Rhabditida, Onchocercidae.